Dermacentor albipictus is the source of this 5025-nucleotide messenger RNA. The record is from RefSeq and is a predicted model, not a curated record. Lineage: Eukaryota; Metazoa; Arthropoda; Arachnida; Ixodida; Ixodidae.
GUGUGAAGUGAAUAGUGGAUUACAUUCUGGAAUGCAUGCGAGCACCAGCGAUUACUGAUGAAUUUGACCCACAAAUUCAACGCAAUUUUUGUUUCACUAUGUGGAAAUAGAGGUGCGGCCCAGCGCUUCUGUGGCAGGAGUGGCACUGCAAGUAAGACAUUACAGCAAAGUGUUUCAACGAUACGUUAAACAGAACAAGAACCAACAAACGUCAGACAAAUUACCAUGUGCCCGUGCCACGGGAAUCAAGAUGGGUGCUUUUCUACAGGCCACAAGAAAGCGUCUCUAUGUUUAAAAAGUGCGCCAAUUUCCUAACUUUUUAUUUUCUGUCAUGUGCUGCCACUAUGUGCGAAUACAGGGAAUUUUUUUCGUGCACCUCCCCUUCUCGGUUUUAGUUGCAUGGUUUGCUUUACAGCUAGUUUGCUCCCGCGCGUCUAUAUACUACCGCUUGUGCAUUGGCGCGCGUGGAAGCAGGCGGCAGUUUGCGUUUUGUUCUGCGGGCGGUUUCAGCUUCUUUCGCUUGCAAGACUGAUGACUAUCUCAUUACUAAUCGCUCAAAGGGCUACCGCUUGUUUCUCGCUCGUUUAGUGCUCACAAGGGUGCGCAUAGGAAGGAUGCCGCCGUGCAUGCGUUUCCGCUGAUUUUUAACAUCUUUUUUUAUAUACUCGCGAAAACUAAUUGCCUCUGGUUGACGGUAAGAUAAAUAAGUGGAAGCUUGUCACACCUUUUGCUUUUUUGAUGGGCACACAACUACACAGUUUUCUUGAGUUCACGCACCUACGCAGUUCGAUUACGCUAUGGACGUAAAUAUUAGUGUAAGAGCAGGAACAGGUGAGAGAUGCAGAAUAUUCUCAUGUGCGCAUUUUCAAAGCCUUCAACUAUGUGUAUAACAAGGCAUCAAAUUUUUUAUUCUUAUAAGUUUAUUUACUCUUUUAUUGUUAUUCAUGAAUGAAAAGUAAAUAUAUACCAACACAAAAUAUUUUGUUCUCACUUUACGGUCACCAUAGAAAAAUUACGGUAAUUUUUUUUCCGAAAGAAGUCCCCAAGAAGAAUUGGAAUCUGCAAUAAAAAAUAUCGACCCUGGGUGGUGACAUAUGGCGAAAAAAAUCGACCCUCCAAGGGUUAAACAGAGAGUGUCUUACUCUGCCGAGGUGCACGAAUGGCACAUUCUAGAGUUCCUUGUUGCUCAGAAUUUGACACGAGACACAAUUGAAGCACCUGAGGUCAUACAGAAUUUCCGUGACAGCAGUUCAGUGAAUACCAAAUCUUCUGAGAUCGGCAAUAUCUAUAGGAUCAUUGCCAGCCAGUAGCUCAAAGCAACCCACUUGCACACAACACACUUCACGUUGAAUCUAGAUGCAAAUUCACAUAUUCCACAAAUGCCCGACAAAGUAUUAUCUGUGAAGAAGAAGACGCGCCUCGCAGCACAGCCGCAUCGCCAACGCGCGGCUCCACUUGGCUCGCACUGUUGAUUGCUGGCGUCCUUUUCGGACAGUGCUUCGCGCUGCCCCGCCGUUCCCGGUCGCUGUGCCUUCGCAUUAGGAGCUGCCAAUAAACCUCUUAUCAAUUGGUGGAGGUGCUGGGACUCAAACCCCGUCACUUGAAACCCUGGAGCUGCGAUCAAGAACACUUCGGCCCGCCAUGACCAACAGCUCAUCCCAAACGGUGCCGAUGCCACAGUCCGUCACCUGCAUCGGCGUUUCACGACAACAGGACCCCAAGAUCUUCAGUGGUGCAGACGAAGACGUAGAAGACUAGUUUGCGUCAUAUGAAUGGGUGAGAGCACACAACAAGUGGGAUAAUCCAGCCAAGUUAACCCACGUCAUCUUUUAUCUGGCUGGUGUUGCGCAACUCUGGUUCCACAACCACGAAAGUGACGUACCCACAUGGUCAGUCUUCAAGACAACUUUCACGGAAGUGUUCGCCUACCUGCUGUUCGCAAGCUGCGUGCCGAACAAAGCUUGCGCGCCCGAGCACAGCAGAUGGCAGAAACGUUCACAAGCUACAUUGAAGACGUCGUGGACCUUUGUAAACGAGUCAACGUUGCAAUGCCCGAAGCUGAGCGAAUUCACCAUAUACUGAAAGGCAUCGAUGACGGCGCAUUCCAGAUGCUCCUAGCCAGGAAUCCGCGCACUGUGUUGGAAGUUGUCAGCCUAUGCCAAAGUUACAAUGAGUUAAGGAAGCAACGUGCUUCGACUUGGUGUGCUCUGGGAAGUGACGAAUUGUUGGCGAGCCUUGACAACAUGUACGACCCAUCCUCAUUCUUUCAGCGGGUCAAGGAAUUCAUGCGUGAAGAAGUUGCCCGCCAACUUUCUUUAGUCCCCUUCACUCAGGAGCCCACCUCCCGUCUUCCACAUCAUUUCCGAAGAGGUCGCUCAAGUUGUUCCUUCCGCACACCAUCAGCCGCUUGCAGCAGCGAAUCUCAACUCCACGCUGGCAGUGCAGCCUGUCGCCACGCCUCUCACCUAUGCGCAGCCAGUCCUGCCUGUGGCCGCGACUGUUACGUACGCGCAGGCAGUACGCAGGCCUCCGCCUGCGUCUUUCGCGACCCAGUCCCAACCGGUGCCACCAGAAGCCUAUGCUGCAUCUUGAACCGCCCCGCGAGCUAAUCCUUGGAGGACACCUGACAAUCGUCCCAUCUGUUAUUCUUGCUGCGCUCCUGGACACGUCUCCUGAUAUUGCCGCCGUCGCUCUCAAGCGUUCGGCGAUGCCUCUCGGCCCUUCCAGUACGGCAGCCAGCCAUUUCGCCAAUACGCCGCUCCUUCCCCCCAACCGUACGCUCAUGCUCACAUCCCAGAAUUUCCUUCCUGUCGCACGCCAUGCCCUCGCCGACGCUCGCUCUCCCAAAUGCGUCGGCGACCCGCACCACCUCACCAGGAAAACUGAACGUCGCAGUUCAAGAGGCAAGAACUGCACUCCAUUCGAACUGUUUAAGUCCUCGCGUCUCUUCUGCUAACGUGGUCGAAAUUUGUGUAGAAGGUGUUCCUGCAUUCGCUCUUGUCGAUAUCGGCGCAGCCGUUUCUGUGAUAGCCACCAAACUGUGCCGUUCGUUGCACAAGGUGACCACGCCGCUUUCUGGACUGUCGCUUCGUACGGCAAGCGCGCAGCAUGUCACUCCACAUGCAGUCUGUACUGUAUGUGUGCUUAUUCGCGGCAUUGUUUACAUCGUCGAGUGUAUUGUUCUUCCAACCUGCUCGUAUGCCGUCAUAAAGCCGUGAUCGACUGCGCACGUGCCGAAGUUGAAUUUUCCCCUUGUGAUGCACCCUUGGACGAAGAUUGUGACCGCCCUUCUAAACUUACCAUGCGCGAGGACACAGAUAUUCCACCUGGCUCCUUCGCCCUCGUACCCGUCUCUUGCGAUGCCGUCGCUGAUGCAACGGUCCUCUUCACGCCGUCCGACGUCUUCAUGAGCCGUAAAUCGCUCCCACUACCCUUCGCGACGCUUGACAUGGCUGGCGGCUGCAGCAAUAUGUAUAUAUAUUGGGGCAAUGGCACAGUGUCUCACAUAGAACGAACUGUUGUGGCCUGAACACUUGGUUAGAGCGAACGCGAAGCUGUCGGGCCCCUGUAGCUGACCGAGCCGGCGGUGUUUGGUGCGGCUCCGCUGGACUGCGAACCUGCGGCAGGCGAAUUUCGCGCACUUUGUGUUCCCCUGACACGACGCGAACACAGAGCGCACAAAGCGUCCCCCGGCGCGCCUUUGCGGGUAAAAUAAAGUAAAAAAAUAAAAAGCGCGCAUUGAAAAAUGAAAACGAAAAAGCGAGCGCGCGCGGUGACGAAAGAGAAAGUGGCGCCGCCCGCGUCGCUGUGAUGCAUCCACGUGAUCUGCGUCGGCCAAUCCGAAAAGUCAGGCGUCUGCUCUACCGGCUCAAACCGGUUCUCCAUUUGUUGCUCCGUUGCCACCCCGCGCUAAGGGCAUUGCGCCGUCGAUUCUUUCUGUGCGAUGGCACUGCAUUGACAUCGUUGCCGCAUCCGUGCCUUUCCCAGAUCGGGGAGUUGAAGGCUGCCUCAGCGCGCGAGCCCAAGGGCUUGACUUGCGCCUGGUGCGAUGGAGGACUGUACGCCGACCUCUUCAGGAGCUAAAAGGAAAGUUGUCGACAUCGCAACGAAGAUGGCCAUUGUCAAUGAACUUGCUCGAGGUGCAAAAAACUGCGAACUGGUCAAGAAGUACGGACUGUCGAAAUCAACCAUUUCAACCAUUGCUAAGGGCAAGGAAAAGAUUUUUGGUGCUACCGUGAAUGCCGACCCAAUGACUAGAAAGCGCCUUCAGAAGGCGACCUACGCGGACGUUCAGGACGCACUGCUGAAGUGGUUCGCUGACGAGCGGUCUCGCAACGUUCCGAUCAGUGGACCGCUGAUGCUCUCCAAGGCUAAAGACUUCGCCUUCCUUUUGGACUUUCCCGAUUUCAGCCCAGGCAAUGGAUGGCUCCACCGGUUUACCGGCGGCGCAUCAUCCAAUGCUUGUUGAUCGCGAUUGAUGCUGCCAUGCUAGUUCGCAUCAGCUUGCUUGCCGCCGUGGACAUGUUGAAAGUGGCGUGGAUAAAACUUACCGCAGAGUGCAUAGAAAAUUGCUUCCGCAAGGCGGGUUUUAUGGGCCCAGGCACCGAGGACGCCAUAGAUCACCCACCGGAAGGCCGUUCGCACGAGGACUUGUGGCAACGCAUUGUUGACACGCAGCUGGCCGGACCUGACGUUGCCUGGGACGAUUUCGUUUCUGCUGAUGAUAACGCCAACAUUGCAGAGCCAUGCACUGACGAAGCUAUUGUGCGUGAAGUGCGAGCCCUUCCUGACUGCCCAGAGACCGACGAGGACGAUGACGAGGAUGAUGCUCUACCGCCGGCUGCUGUGAACGCUUCAACCGCGAUCGGUUCCAUCGCGUCGCUUAAGGAACUCGUGUGCAGCAGAGGCCUUGGCGAUGAACAUAUUACCGCGCUGGAAAAAUUAGAAACGGCAGUGAUGCGAUCAGCUUUGAAGAAGCAGACAUGCAUCACGGACUUUUUUCAAGAAUAAAGUGAACUUUCGUCU